AUGAUUCCCAGCAUCAAACAGUGGACUUGGUACAUUCUCAAACGUUUCGCCGGCAUCGUAGUCGGCAUCAUCUCCGCACCAAGUUACGAACUCGCCAAAGAUAAAAGUGAAGUCAAUCCCUCGACAAAUGUUCUGCCGAAAACGGUCACACUAUCACUGCGGAGAAAAUCAAAACUCACUGAUGAUGCCAAUUACAAUGCCGGCGAAACGUGUGUGAAUGUACCAAGUCCAUUAUCUGGUGCUGGGAAUCAUGACAACUACUAUUGCAGACGACUUUGGACUAGGUACGUUCUACUAAGUCGCCUUGGCAACAACGAGGUCAACCCACUUCUAUAG
Molecule: messenger RNA, 336 nt
Organism: Protopolystoma xenopodis
Lineage: Eukaryota; Metazoa; Platyhelminthes; Monogenea; Polystomatidea; Polystomatidae
Source: the annotation of a GenBank genome assembly